Messenger RNA from Postia placenta MAD-698-R-SB12, 1185 nucleotides. RefSeq lists its product as hypothetical. NCBI's taxonomy places the organism in Eukaryota, Fungi, Basidiomycota, Agaricomycetes, Polyporales, Adustoporiaceae. The transcript has 5 exons. Bases 1 to 1185 code for a protein of 394 amino acids. Gene Ontology annotation, molecular function: glutaminyl-peptide cyclotransferase activity; zinc ion binding. The record is from RefSeq and is a predicted model, not a curated record.
AUGUCGGUCUCCAACCAGCGGCCAAUAUGCUACGCCGUCAAUGCCCUCCGUGACAUUCUACUCGGUCCGCGUCAAUUCUACGAGCUGUCCCCCGAAGCUAUCUCCUCGCUAGUCUCUUCUCCCGAUCCUGUGCGGAAUAUCGAUCCGUCCAACCCAUCCUCCCAUCUUUCGCAACUUCUGAUUCCACGUCCUCCUGGCACUGAGAAUAACACCGCUGUCAAAGAUUACCUCGUGUCUACACUGAAGGGCCUGAAUUGGCACGUAGAGGAAGACGCGUUUUCAGAUGUGACACCGUAUGGAACGAAGCGUUUCACCAAUGUCAUUGCUACCAAGGACCGCUCUGCCCCUCGUCGCGUGAUAGUCGCGGCUCACUUUGACAGCAAGUAUUUCCCAAACUACCCUCAGAGUUCAUUUGUAGGUGCCACAGACUCUGCAGCACCAUGCGCGUUCAUGCUUGACCUUGCCGAGACGUUGAACCCAUUUCUGGAGCAACGGCAGGAGAGGCUGGAGGCUGGCGAGGAAGACGAUGAAGACGUCGCCGAGACUACACUCCAGCUCGUCUUCUUUGACGGGGAAGAGGCGUUCAAGGACUGGACUGCCACUGAUUCGAUAUAUGGCGCCAGACAUUUGGCACAGAAAUGGGCGAACACCUAUGUAGAGCCUAACACCAAGAGACGUCUGCUCCCAUCGUACGAGACGGAGCUGUCCACGAUCGAGCACUUGAUUCUACUCGAUCUACUCGGCGCACCCAAUCCGCAGAUCCGCUCGAGCUUCAUGGACACUGCCUGGCUCUUCGACGCGAUGGCGUCCGCCGAGCAGCGUCUCGGAGCGAGCGGGGCGUUUGCAUAUGACGGUGCCCAAUCUGCGGACAAGUGGUCAAGUUUCUUCGUCCCACGCCAUCGUCUGGUGAACUCCGGAGGAAUCGAGGAUGACCAUAUCCCGUUUCUGAGGCUGGGAGUCAGUGUCCUACAUGUCAUAGCAAAUCCGUUCCCGUCCGUCUGGCACACACUUAAGGACGAUGUUACGGCUCUGGACGUACCCACGAUGCGUCGCUGGAAUCUCAUCCUUCGCGUUUUUGUGAGUGAAUACCUCGGACUUCGCCCGAAGAUAGCGUCAAAAUCGGAUUCGUCUGACGCUGUCGAGGAGAUGCGCCGAGUAGCUGACGAACUUGUGAGGGAUUCGUGA